AUGGUCCGUACGGUGGUUGCAGGGUUCAUCAAACGGGAUCAAGAACUGCCUCCAGUGGAAAAUCGAUUCAAUGCCAAUCUCAAAGUUCAACUGCCUCCAGUAAACAAGCAUUGGACUAAGCUUCAGGAAUCGAAAGUUUCAGAUGAUCAACCAACUAUUUCUGCAAGUCCAGACUACAGCGCUGCCGAAAAACUGAUGAAACAUGAACUAAAAGUGUUCGAAAUGGUAGUAAAGGGAACAUCGAUCGCUCAAAGCAGAUUUAAAGCCUUUCUCAAGCACGAAAUGAAUCUAACUUUAAAAAAUCUCAUUGUCAAGUACAAAAAACAACAGCUUCCCGAAAGGGAUCUGAGGAAAUUCAAGGAUUUAUUGAUCACAGAUGGGCUAAGAUUUGUGAGGGAAAAUUUGCGGAUCGAGUUGACCGCAAAUGAGAUUGAGAAUCCAGUCGAGAGAGUCAUAUUCACUGAAGAGGAAAGAAAUGUUUUGAAAAAUCAGGCUGAAAAACCAAGAGGAUUGCUGAUGGGGAAAGAGCUCGACUACCAGGUAGUUCAACAGCAAUUCGCACAUCAACAACGGCAGGACUUCGAAAAAGUGACCAAUUUGAAUAGUGCCACUUUGGAGAUUCUGAUCGAGAACUCGAACUCGAGACGAACAUUUUUCCUUCGAGCUUUGGUGAAAGAUGGUUACGAUCAAGAAUUGACGAAUGUGCUCAAUCGGAGUCUCGCAGAAGAGUGGAUGAUGUUCUUCGAGAAAGUGCCGAGGAACGAUUUGUGUUUCGAGGAGAUGCAAAAUUUCGCCUACAAAGUCGCCGAUCGAACUAAAGCGUGGCAUCUCCACAAGCAAUCGUCGAAUAGCAGACUUUUGGAGGAAGCAAGAGAGGGAUUCAACUUUGAAGCAAUGGACGUUACGGUGGUUAAGGGGUUCAUCGAACGU
Messenger RNA from Mesorhabditis belari, 930 nucleotides. The record is from the annotation of a GenBank genome assembly. NCBI's taxonomy places the organism in Eukaryota, Metazoa, Nematoda, Chromadorea, Rhabditida, Rhabditidae.